This is a messenger RNA of Stylophora pistillata, 3249 nucleotides long. RefSeq names its product armadillo repeat-containing protein gudu. The record is from RefSeq and is a predicted model, not a curated record. Gene Ontology annotation, molecular function: protein binding. Lineage: Eukaryota; Metazoa; Cnidaria; Anthozoa; Scleractinia; Pocilloporidae.
ACGACGAAAAUUUCAUCGAUUUCUCUUCUUUCCAAGAUAAGGAAUACUCCAGAGAAAGGACAAAGGGAAAUAAGGGGAAUUAAAAGUUUAAAGAUGGCAACUGAGAAAGACGUGGAUGACCACGGCCGCUUACAGGUUGCCGAAGAAGCUGUGCGAAUCGUGAGAAGGUUCAACACGAUGGGGAAAGACAAGGAAGAUCGACAGAAGAAAAUAAUUGAGUUGUGCACAGACAUCGCAGGCAUUCUUGACGCAAAACGACGCUUGGAAGAUUUAGUCGAAAAGCAACAAACAGAACUUACCGAACUUCGUCAGCAAACAAGCUCCGCCUAUACCUCCUCGACAUCAGGACGAGGCUCACUAACCCCUGAGGGAGCGAGUGACUCUGCAUCCGCCCCACACGUCUUUUACAGUCCCUCUUCAUCUGGGCGCGUAACUGCUUUGUGCACCAGAGGCACAGACCCAUUUUAUAACUGGCCAGUAGAAAGGACAUUUACAGCCACCUGUAAUCGGUCUACAAGUCCCUUAGUGUUCCCAGACUGUUCCGAUAUGACGUCAUCUGCAGAAUACUCCAAUCAGGAGCAAAAAGGAAAGAAAAGUGACACUAUUGAAGAUCAUGUGGAAAAACUUGUACGUGAGGUGGAAGAAGAGGAUCAUAGUGAGGAAGAAAAUGCAGACGGAAAGCCGCAAGGAAAGAGAGACAACGAGGCUGAACUAAAUGACAAUGAUGAACAAUUGGAAACAAAGGAGAACGAUGGAGAAACAGAAGAACGCAAAAAGACUUCUCCCCAGAGACCUGGCCGACUAGAAGGAGCAAGUUCUAAGAAGCAAGUACGGAAGAGUGAGUCUAAAAGACGCGAUCGGUCUCCCAAAAAUAACGGAGGAGAAAAACUUGAUUUUAAACCAUCACGAGAGAAGACUUACAAGACGCUAUGGAAAAACAAUCACAUCAAUCUUUUUGAUGAGAGUCGAAGUGCAAAAGAACGAAGGAAGAAUGCGAAGAACAGAGUAAAAGACAAUGUUUCUGCUGGAAGUAAAACAAAAAGCAUUCGGCAGAGAAGCUCAUUCAAGAAUACCGCUGACAAGCACCAGAGUGAAUCAUCUUCAAGCAGUUGCGACAGUGAAGAAGAUGAGGAGUUGCCAAGAAAGGUAAAGCCUGAACUAACUACCGAGUAUUGGGACAUUCACAAACUAAUAAAAUUUUUGAAGGUGGGGAACCCAACAGCUACAGUGAUAGCGCUGUGCGCCCUUCGUGAUAUCAGCCUGGACCAGGAAUCAAGUCAGUUGGCCAUUCUGGAUCUCGGUGGGAUCACUCUUCUCCUUAACAUUCUAAAAACAGACUACUGGCGCUGUGUGAUUGGUUCUCUCAAAAUUCUGAGAGAGAUAACGAACACCAAAAGGAUAAAUACGGAGAUUUGUCGUCUGGGAGGCAUUCAGCAGCUCAUCGAUUGCCUUCAGCAAGACUUAAAAGAGGUCCAGUCCCUCGCUGCUGAAACUCUUAGCCACGUGGUUACAUUCCGACUCGCUCACAGAGCUAUUCGGCGUGGCAGAGGGAUAAGAUACUUGGUGAACAUAAUUCAACAAGAAAAUCGAAAAAGAACCAGGCCCCCAUCGAAACUGGACAGCGACUUCGGGCUUACCCGCAAUGCAUGCAUGGCUUUGUGGAGCUGCAGCAAAAGCUCGAAAAACAUUCAAGCCAUCCGUUUGGCCGGUGCCGUGCCCAUUCUCGCUUCCCUAUUAGUCAGAGGGACGGAUGAUGUCAUUUUACCCACUAUGGGAAUUCUUAUGGAAUGUGCCAGCGAGCCCACGUUUCGUGAAGAUAUCCGCAAGGAAGGGAUGAUAGAGGCGAUUGUCAAGCACCUGAAAAAGGGUGACACCGCUCUAAAGACUCUAUGUGCAAAUGCCCUGUUCAAGUGCGCGGAAGAUGAUUCCACUCGUGAACUGAUUUUCCGCUUCGGUGGCCUGGAACUGCUUGUCCAAAUAAUGAUGGGAUCCAGGUCCUCUGAGAACACAGAACUCCUCGCGGCCACAGUCGGCGCCCUAUGGAAGUGCGCCUUGAACAAAAACAACGUUAAAAGGCUUGAGCAGUUUGGUGCAGUCAAAGCUUUGAUCCUAUUGUUGAAGAAUCCGGAGCAAACUAAUAAGGUCCUGGCUAAUACACUGGGUGCUAUGCACGAGUUUGCGCACAGUAAGCGGACACUUCUUACACUCAAAGAAGAUAAAGUUAUCCACGUUGUUGUGCGAGCGCUGAGUAUCACGGAACGUCCCGUACUAAUUAACGCUACCAGGCUCCUCGCGAUUUGUGCCAAAGAGGAAUCUUGCAGAAGUACAAUUCUUCACACGGACGGAUUAAGACUUCUCUGGUCCUUGUUGAAGUUUCUCGACUCAGACGUUGUGGCAGCUGCGGCAGAGGCCAUCAGUGAGUGCGUCGUCGAUGAGGAGGAGUCAGCAGAAAUAGUACGCUCAUUCGUCGGUGGCCUGGAACUCAUUACCAGUCUUCUGAGAUCCGACGAUAGGCAGGUGCUAAUAAGUGUAAACAAAGCAAUAAUCAGCAUUGGAAGAGACAGAGAGAACUUGUCCAUUCUGACAGAUUACGAGGUGGUGCCGCUUCUCAUAUCACUAGUGUAUACGAAAGACGAAGAGUUAAAAAGAUGGGUAGCACAGGCAAUAGCAACAUGCAGUGGAUUAGACAAGAAUGUGAAGUCCUUCUCGUCAGCGGUCGUCCCCCUUGCUAAUAGCCUCAAACGAUCCUCUGGCGUGGCGGUAAAGCGAGCGGUCGCUUGCGCACUGGAAAGACUGUCACUUGACCCAUAUAACUGCUUUAUAAUUCAGCAACAUGACGCACUGAAGACCUUACUGGCGUUGACAAGCUCAGACGAUGAAAGAGUCCAGGAGGCAGCAGCUGGCUGUAUAAAGAACAUGCGUACCAAUACCAUGAACAUGCUCGCAAGAUGAAACCACAGAACAAAAUGGACAAUUGAUACUCAUAUUCAUAUCUUGUACUUGUUUAUUACAAUGUAAAGUUGAUGACAAUUAAAACAUUAGGGAGUACAUCUACUGACAAUUUCGAUAUUCAUUGCACUCCUAAAAAACAUUACAAUUUGCAGUUAAUAAAUAAACCUGUUUUACUCCCUAAGAGUUUGUUCACUUUUGAAUUCACAUAGUGCAUCCCCUUUUCUAUUUGUCAAUAAGUUAUUGAUUUGUUCAAGAAAUCCCACUUUGUACAAUUGUUACAGCAAUUCUGCCAAUUCA